Molecule: messenger RNA, 2141 nt
Organism: Pocillopora verrucosa
Lineage: Eukaryota; Metazoa; Cnidaria; Anthozoa; Scleractinia; Pocilloporidae
Product: ras association domain-containing protein 1
Biological process (GO): signal transduction
Source: RefSeq, a predicted model, not a curated record
GAGAUCAUCUUUCACCCUAGACGAAUAUGGCGGUUAGCGAGCUGAAAGCCUGGUUUCAGUUUCAGGAUGUGUGUGACAACCGUAAACAAGUCUUCCAUUCGAGUUGUUUUAUCAUAGGCCCCUAUGCGAACUGAAUUGCAGAACGGCAAUCGUAAUUUGCCCAAGAAUAGAAUCCUCGAGUGGUUAACUUCGAGAUUGUUGCUCAUUUUUGAAAGAGGUUUGUUUGCCUUGCUUUAUUUGUUAACACGAUCAACUGGUUUUGAAAUGGAAAGUGACGAUGUGUUCUCGAACGAAGCAACGAAACCUCGAGAUCCCAACUCUCUAGAUAGAAAACGUGCUCAAAUCAAAUCUCACAUGGCGAACGAUGUUCGGGACAGAAAUCGCGCCAUAUCUGUACCUCAUAUGCCCGGAGAGAAACAUACUGCAAGUAAUCCAGUGAAAGAUUUCAUCUCGAACUUUGUCAAUAGGAAAGGACCUAAGAAACGAAGCACCAUAAAACGAUCUGUGACCACGGAAAAUGUUAGCGACGAGAAAGCGCUAGUUAGACAUGUCGGGAGAGGACAUACGUUUAUUCAACAUCAACUACGAAAUCCUACAUGGUGCGAUUGUUGUGGAGAGUUUAUUUGGGGACUUUUCAAGCAAUGUGUGCGCUGCAAAAAUUGCAAGUAUACUUGUCACAGACGAUGCAAAGAGGAUGUGGAUUUAGACUGUACUGGAGGCUGGCUGUAUGAAAGAAUGAUGUCAGUUGAUGAGGUGACCAUGAAGACAUUGCAUCUUGUAGAUCAGGGAGAGAAGAGGAAAGAACCGUUUAUUCUGUACACAGACUCCCCAACAGGAAGCCUCCUUCGUGAGAAAAUUGAUGAAUACAAUUCAAGUACAACUGGACUUAUAAUGUCUAUGAGGACUGAGGACACAUACCAAGGCUUUAUCCGUGUUAAUAUGAACUUACUCCGUCCAAUCCACAUCAUCGAAGGAGAGAGACCUCUGUCAAUUUUUCAGACUGCUGUAAAGUCAAAGGAUGAUGAUGAUCUGAAUCAGAAGACUUCUCAGCGGACAUCAUUUUUCCUUCCACUUGAGACUGAGAAAGCUUUACAUGUAACUAGUGAAACUACUGUUCAUCAGGUCAUUGUAGCUCUUCUCAAGAAGUUCAAAGUUGCUGAUAAUCCAAGAAAAUUUGCAUUAUUUGAGUGUUACCAGGAAGAAGAUGACCAUAUUAUUCUUCGUCGGAUGUCUGACUUUGAGAAACCCCUGGUGCUAAGGUUACUUUGGGGUGGAGCAGAUAUAAGACACAAAUUCUCACUCCAGGAGAAUGAAACAGGAGAUAUUGUGUGGGAGGUAUUCUCCAUACCAGAGCUUCAAAAUUUCAUGAAGAUACUGGACAAAGAAGAGGAGGAACACAUAUUGCAGGUGGAAGAAAAGUACAGACUUUACAAGGAAAGAUUAGAGCAGGCUUUGGCACUGGUACAACCAAACCAAACAGUCUGCGAUGAAGAAAAACCACCUUCUGAUGAGUCUGGUGAAACAGCAAGAUUAUAACUAGAAAGAGGUUCUGUUAUAGAUUUUGUAUUAUAUAUGAGUUUAGAAUACUUACACCUACAAAUAGAGAAGGAUAUUUUAAACAGCUGCAUUGACAAAUUGUAUUAGUUUUAACACUGAUAAUAAUUUAUUGUAACGGCAAUUGCCUUUACAUUGUCACUUUUAAAAUGAACACAUACGUGCCAGGUGUUUCAUUAUGCAUCAUGUCAUGGAAUUUUCUGGCUUCAAUUCUUUAACUCCUAAAAUCUGAUCAUUAAUCCUCCCCGCUAGCUGCAACACAUUUCCUUGUAAAUCGCUUACGAGACUUUGGCAACUUCUACCUGAUAAGUUUGAUUUUUCUCAUUAGCUGUUUGCUGGAUAAUGUAUGGAUACUAUAUGGAGAAGAUACAUCUUAAUCACUUCUAGGUGUUAAAAGAUUAAGUGUGUGAGCUAGUUUUUAUUCAGGUAUGUAGUUUAGUUACCUAUUACUCUUUACCAGUGCCUUGUAACCUUAUUUCUUAAUGAAAACCCUGAUACCAGUAUGUAAUAAAUACAAUGGAUGAAUAUCAGUAUUUAUAAUUGGUGGUUCUCAAAUAGCCCAAAGAAUAAACUUUUGAUAACUUUUA